UAAGCUACCGGAAGUAUCUUACCCUGACUCUGAUAUGACGAUUUUAUUCUGCGACAUCAACGAACUAGUGCCGUUCACUUAGUUAGCCUGCAGGCUAACCCAUUUUCUGUUAUUUUGUGUACGCAGCGGGUCAAACCUGACGCUUUUCCCAUCUGAAAUUGGUCUCACCCACAAGAUGAUUGAUACAGAGAGGGGGGCUGUUGACGCUGGUACAGAAGAACCCAGCAGUAAGAACAAGGAGACGGAAAAAAAGAAGAGGUCCCGUGUCAAACAGCUGCUGGGUGAUGUGAAAAAGCAAGUGGAGUUCUGGUUCGGAGAUGUCAAUCUUCACAAGGACCGCUUUCUCAAAAAACUCAUGGAUGAGUCAGACGAUGGAUAUGUGGAUAUAUCUGUGUUGGCGAGCUUCAAUCGAAUGAAGAAACUAACAACUGAUACCAAGUUGAUUGCAAGAGCGGUGAAAAAUUCAUCUGUAGUUGAGGUUAACCUAGAGGGAAAUAAAAUAAGGCGUCAGAACCCACUGGGAGACAUACCAAAUGAUGUCGACAGCCGUACAGUCUAUGUGGAACUUUUGCCCAAGGAUGUGACGCACAGCUGGAUAGAGAGAGUGUUCACCAAAUGCGGGAAUGUGGUUUAUAUCAGCAUCCCAAGAUACAAGUCUACCGGCGACGCCAAGGGUUUUGCUUUCAUAGAAUUUGAGACAGAAGAACAAGCACACAAAGCCAUUGAGAUGCUCAACAAUCCUCCUGAAGAUGCUCCCAGGAAGCCAGGGAUUUUUCCCAAGACGAAAAGUGGGAAAACCAUCCCUCUGACAGCCGACAAUCCACCAUCAGGGGAAGAAGAGGAGAAGAAGAAGCGAAAGAAGAAGAAAAAGAAAGAAGUUGCCACGUUACAGACAACUGCAGAGGAAGAAAAAGAGCAGGUGAUGGAAGCAGAGCCGUCUGAGCAAAAGAGGAGGCGCUCAGCAGCAGGCGAUUUUGAGUUAGAGGUUGCUGGCACCCUGAAGACACCUGGCAAACUGUCAGAGAAGAAAAGACGACGGUCACACACAGCAGAGGGGUCUGAAAGUGAACUACCAUCGAAGAUAAGGAAGACGAGUGAAAGUGAAGCUGGACAGAAGGAGAAAGAUGAAACAGAUAUUGAUCCACCUGCUAAAAGUGACACAGAGAAGGGUGUUGAGGAAGGGAAAGAAAACAGAGAUGAUUCAACAGUAAAAGCUAAGAGGAAGAGAAACAAGAAACACAAGGAGAAACUAAAAAUCGGAGAUGAAGUCAUCCCACUCCGGGUUCUUUCAAAGAAGGAAUGGCUUGAGCUGAAGGACGAGUAUCUGACGUUGCAGAAGCGCAGCAUGAAGUCUCUGAAGAAGUGCAUUAAUAAGAUUGAUCACAGGGAGCAAAAGAGGGUAAUGGAGACAGACAACGAUCCUCAAGAUGGGAACACUGAGAAAACUAUCAAAAGUGAGAAAGCCACUAACCAAGGCCCUCAGUUUACCAGUGGUGUCAUCAUGAAGAUUACAGACAACAAGCCGCUACCAGCAAGGAAGUUCAUCAAGGAUUCUCUAUGCAAAAUAUCUCCAGUGGCGUAUAUUGAUACCUUGGAAGGAGAUGCUGAGGGUCACAUCCGCUUUCACACCCCAGAGGACGCUAAAGCCGUUAGUGACGCUAGAGCAGAGUUACAGAAAGAACACAGCUGGAAACUCGAGAUUCUCACAGGUGACCACGAACAAAGGUACUGGCAGAAGAUCCUAGUGGACCGCCAAGUCAAAUUGAAUCGUCCAAGGGAAAAGAAGCGGGGUACAGAGAAGCUCAUAUCCAAAGCCGAAAAAAUCAUCCUUGCCCGGGCCAAGGAGGCUAAUAAGCACAUCCGUUUCCAAGAAGACUGACAGCUGCCGUGCUGAAAACUCAUUUUUGACAACCAUACAGUCGUGUGUACACUAUGUCACAUGAUAGAGAACUGAAUGGAACUUGAAAUGUAAAUUAGUGAAAAUGUCCCCUCAUUUUUUUGUUGCACUGGAGACGCCCAAGUUAACACUGAAUCAUGUUAUGCAUACACAGUUUGGCAACAUUGCUUUUUUUUUUUAAUUGACAGCUUUUAAAAAAAACAAUUUUUUUAGAAAGCUUCUGUAUAUGAGUUGUAUAUAUGAAUGAUUUGAAAGUGCUCCCAGUUACGACAUGGACAAGUGGUUGUCGUGGCAUUUCCUUUUGAGGUUAUUAGCCUUUUUUCCCCCUAUUUUUAAUAAAAUGUCAUAAUUUGA
Molecule: messenger RNA, 2251 nt
Organism: Centropristis striata (black sea bass)
Lineage: Eukaryota; Metazoa; Chordata; Actinopteri; Perciformes; Serranidae
Gene: larp7
Product: La ribonucleoprotein 7, transcriptional regulator
Exons: 13
Coding region: 176-1879 (567 amino acids)
Biological process (GO): RNA processing
Cellular component (GO): nucleus
Molecular function (GO): mRNA binding
Source: RefSeq, a predicted model, not a curated record